This is a messenger RNA of Aspergillus bombycis, 831 nucleotides long. RefSeq names its product SDR family oxidoreductase. Gene Ontology annotation, molecular function: acylglycerone-phosphate reductase (NADP+) activity; triacylglycerol lipase activity. The record is from RefSeq and is a predicted model, not a curated record. Gene Ontology annotation, biological process: triglyceride catabolic process; phosphatidic acid biosynthetic process. Gene Ontology annotation, cellular component: lipid droplet; endoplasmic reticulum. The coding region runs from base 1 to 831 and encodes 276 amino acids. The transcript has 2 exons. NCBI's taxonomy places the organism in Eukaryota, Fungi, Ascomycota, Eurotiomycetes, Eurotiales, Aspergillaceae.
AUGUCUAAAACCGUUUUGAUCACCGGCUGCAGCCAUGGAGGAUUCGGGGAGGCCAUGGCCAAAGUCUACCACGCCAAAGGCUUCCGGGUCUUUGCGACGGUGCGCAAGAUGACCAAAGCCGGAUCUCUGGCGGAUUACGAUGGGGUUGAGAUCAUCGAACUGGAUGUGACAUCGGUCGAGUCGAUUCGUCAAUGUACACAGACGGUUGCGAAACAUACGGGCGGGCGGCUCGAUGUCCUGGUCAACAACGCCGGCGUGAACGCCAUUGUGCCGCUUCUCGACGCCUCCCUCGACGAGGCGAAGAAUGUCUACGACACCAAUGUGUGGAGUAUUGUGGCCAUGGUGCAGGCGUUCGCCCCUAUGCUCAUUCAGGCCAAAGGGGUUGUCUGCAAUAUCAGCUCUGUGUCUGGCGAAAUGGUUUUUGCAUGGGCGGGUAUAUAUAGUAGCUCUAGAAGUGCUGGCACGCGGAUUUCUGAGACGCUGCGUCUGGAGAUGACACCCCUAGGCGUGCGGGUGGUCACCGUCAUCCUCGGCGGUGUCCAGACCAGAGGAAACGACCCCAACAACAUCGCCGACCUGGAGCUGCCCCCCGGUUCGCUGUACCGGAAGAUAUCACAGGUCAUUGAUCGUCAUAAGAAGACGAUGGUGCAUCCAAACAAACAGAAGAUCGACAUCGCAGCAAAGAACGUUGUGGACGAUCUCCUCAACGGUCAUGGCAUCUUCAUUCGACGGGGCCAGGCUUCGAUUCUGAGUUGGCUAUGCAACACCUUUCUUCCUUACAGGCUUUUUACUUGGAUGAUUAACCGGGAGUCGGCUUUGGAUCAAAUUUGA